Messenger RNA from Vitis riparia (riverbank grape), 1870 nucleotides. RefSeq names its product rho GTPase-activating protein 5-like. Lineage: Eukaryota; Viridiplantae; Streptophyta; Magnoliopsida; Vitales; Vitaceae. Bases 211 to 1650 code for a protein of 479 amino acids. Gene Ontology annotation, molecular function: GTPase activator activity. The record is from RefSeq and is a predicted model, not a curated record. The transcript has 5 exons. Gene Ontology annotation, biological process: signal transduction.
AGGCAGCUAAAAGCCAGUUAACAGAAAAAAGAGAAAAAUAAUGACUUCAUGAUUCUCACGUCCCCCACUCUUCACAAUACCAUUUCUUCAAAUCCAACUUCUCUCUGAUCUUCUUCUUCAUUUCUCUCUUUCUUUAAUCCCAAUUCAACUAUAUUUUUUUGGGAUUUUUUAAUCUUUUUUUCUCUGUGGGGGGUUUUUUCAUUGCCAGCCAUGACUGAGGUCCUCCAUUUGCCUUCAUCUCCAAGGUCCUCCGCCUUAUCCAAUGAUGGUUUUUUCCAGGCUCAGACUGCUGGUUCUGGUGGUCUAGGUGUGGAGGGGGAUUCAAGGGUCACCGGCGCUGAGGGACAGAGGGUGAAGGAUAGGGAACAGUUGUCUCUGUUGGCGCUGCUUGUAACGCUGUUCAGGAAGUCUUUGGUUGUUUGCAAGACGGACAGGGAGGAGCUUUGCGCCAUGGAGAUCGGGUGGCCGACUAAUGUGCGCCAUGUUGCGCAUGUUACCUUCGAUCGGUUCAAUGGUUUCCUGGGCUUGCCUGUUGAGUUCGAACCUGAAGUUCCCAGGAGGGCUCCGAGUGCCAGUGCAAACGUUUUUGGAGUUUCAACGGAAUCCAUGCAGUUGUCAUUUGACUCCAGAGGAAACAGUGUGCCAACAAUACUCCUACUGAUGCAAAGACGCUUGUAUCUUCAAGGAGGCUUGCAGGCAGAAGGGAUUUUUAGAAUUAAUGCAGAAAACAGCCAGGAGGAGUAUGUGAGAGAGCAAUUAAAUAGGGGAGUGGUACCAGAAGGAAUAGAUUUACAUUGUCUAGCAGGUCUUAUUAAGGCUUGGUUUAGAGAACUCCCAACUGGGGUUUUGGACUCUCUGUCACCUGAGCAGGUAAUGCAAUGCCAAGCAGAAGAGGAAUGUGCAGAGCUCGUGAGGCUUCUGCCUCCAACAGAAGCUGCUCUACUGGAUUGGGCCAUUAACCUCAUGGCUGAUGUCGUCCAGGAGGAACAUCUAAACAAAAUGAAUGCACGCAACAUUGCAAUGGUCUUUGCACCAAACAUGACUCAGAUGGCAGAUCCUCUGACUGCAUUGAUGUAUGCUGUCCAAGUCAUGAAUUUCCUCAAGACACUUAUCAUAAAGACACUACGAGAAAGAGAAGAUUCAAUGGUAGAGCCGGCUCCUACUUCCAGCCUUGAGCCAUUUGAUGAGAAUGGACACCAGAGCCCUUCUCAGCCCACCUGGCUAGAAAAUACUGCACAAGACAAUGAAGAGACAGAGCAAGCCUUCAUCAUGGAAGAACCUGUUUUAGAAAGCCCCCCUUACUGUACUCAGAACAAGCACGUGGAGGAUGGAGAAGCACAUGGUUUUUUAACUUCUCUUGAGAAGUCGCUCCCUAACAUGGAUGGAUCUUUUGAGACUCUAACUCAGGUUGAAACAUUCGUCACUGAAACAGAAGCUUAUGCAGUUGAUAGUCCAAAAACUGGGGUUCAAGCAAACCCUCUUAAGAGCAAAAGUGGCCAAUCAAGUAAUUCAAAUAUCAAAAAGGGUCCCAAAACAAUUAACAGGCAGCCAUCUUCAGUUUGUGAACCGGGACCCCUGGAGAAGACCAAGGGAAUCAGCAAUCUCAGCCGCAUAAAUUCAAGGACGGAGCGGAUUGAAGCCUGGCGGUGAAGCUCAACAAGGGUCUGGCAUGACUGAUUCUAUGACGAGUUGGCAGUGUAAGUCUGUUUGAUUUGGAAGUUGUGAAAGUAAGUUUGUUAAAAUUGUUCAUGAAUGUUUUGUGCUGUGGGGUGGUUUGCUCAACCUGUUUUGAUUUCAAGGAUAACAUCUGUAUGCUACGAUACUAACAUUUUCUGCUUUCCAAAAAUGCAUUUGAAUCCAAUGGAUAUAA